Molecule: messenger RNA, 947 nt
Organism: Sesamum indicum (sesame)
Lineage: Eukaryota; Viridiplantae; Streptophyta; Magnoliopsida; Lamiales; Pedaliaceae
Source: RefSeq, a predicted model, not a curated record
AUCUCACCUCCCGAGCUCUUCAAGCAGCUUUUCAUUGCUGUUUUGGGUUCAGGGCUAUUAAUUGCUGAGGCCACCCUAUCCACACAUUCAAGUUUGUCAAGCUUUUAUAACAAAUGCAAGAACUAUAUUGCUGUCACUUGUCAGGGCAACAUUUGGGCUGAGAAACUUGAUGAUAUAUGCCAGGUUUAUGAAACAGUAGAGACAAUGCUACUAAAUCAAGAUGAAGCACUGAAGGAGACUGCCCAGCCCGAGGAAACCGCAGGUACAAGUGAUAUGAAAAACCGUCUCAAGAAACUCAGCUUAAUCUUCAGCGGCAAAAAUAAAUCCUCAUCCAAAGCUCCCUCUAAAGACUCAAAGAACAACGAGGAGAAGCCCUUCUCAAUAUUUGCAAAGAAACCUCCAAAGGCCGCCGCCUCUCCAGCUGAUAAGCCUUCUGGUUCAGUUGAAAACGACUGGACAAUUGUGUAAGCAUGUAAUAGUAUGUUGCUUUCAAGAACAGCUAAAAGAACAAUGCAUAACAAGUCAUCUGUUUCCUAGCAUUUCCCAACGAGAAGGUUGAAAUCAAGACUGUUUUUCAUGGUACACUGCAAAUUAACCACGUUCCAGAAGACUGAGUUGUGACAGGGUGAAGAUCUGUUGCCGAUCGUAAACACCAAAAGUCAAGGUUUAUGUUGGUGCACAUUACAAUUGGCCGACGAGGACGGGGGAGUUAUCAACCCUGGUUGUAAGGAGACUCUAGUUUCGGCUGUCUCAUUUUUAUUUAAUUCUCAUAUGCAAUUAGUUCCGGUCUACAGCAACUACUCCCUACUCUUUGGUUUUACCUUUUACACUUUACUGCAAUUAAUUGUGGUGGUAGCAAUGAGAUCCUUUUAACAUUGUCUACAGUCCAAAAGGAUUAAAAAUUUGUUCCAAAAGCUAUUUUUUGCUACGAAUUAGUAGCAAGACGA